Messenger RNA from Triticum dicoccoides, 1018 nucleotides. Its product is annotated as V-type proton ATPase subunit C-like. The transcript is spliced from 9 exons. Gene Ontology annotation, molecular function: proton-transporting ATPase activity, rotational mechanism. Gene Ontology annotation, biological process: proton transmembrane transport. Bases 1 to 819 code for a protein of 272 amino acids. Lineage: Eukaryota; Viridiplantae; Streptophyta; Magnoliopsida; Poales; Poaceae. Gene Ontology annotation, cellular component: vacuolar proton-transporting V-type ATPase, V1 domain. The record is from RefSeq and is a predicted model, not a curated record.
AUGGCUCAGAUUUAUUCUAACAGGGCAUGGGCAUGGGAGAGCUCAGGGAUUUUUGUGUUCACCGUCCCGGAUCUCCGUCCCGGCACGCUCGACUCCCUGCUCGCCCUCAGCGACGACCUCGUCAAGUCCAACAUCUUCAUCGAGGGCGUCUCCCACAAGAUCCGCCGGCAGAUCGAGGACCUGGAGCGCGCCGGAGGGGUCGAGCCCGGCACCCUCACCGUCGACGGCGUCCCCGUCGACAGCUACCUCACCAGGUUCGUGUGGGACGAGGGCAAGUACCCCGUCAAUGCCCCGCUCAAGGAGACCGUCGCCAGCAUCCAGUCCCAGGUCGCCAAGAUCGAGGACGACAUGAAGGUUAGAGUUGCUGAAUACGGUAAUGUUAAGAGCCAGCUUGGCGCAAUCAACAGGAAGCAAACUGGGAGUUUAGCAGUUCGUGACCUUUCCAACCUCAUAAAGCCAGAGGAUAUGGUCACUUCGGAACAUCUAGUGACACUCCUUUCUAUUGUGCCAAAGUAUUCCCAAAAAGAUUGGUUAUCAAGCUACGAGUCACUUGAUACGUUUGUGGUUCCGAGAUCAUCAAAAAAGCUUUACGAGGACAAUGAGUAUGCUCUCUACACUGUAACAUUAUUUGCCAAGGUUGUUGACAACUUUAAGGUCCAUGCUCGUGAGAAAGGUUUCCAGAUCCAUGACUUUGAGUAUAGUCCUGAAGCACAGGAGAGUCGGAAGCAAGAGCUAGAAAAACUGCUGCAAGACCAGGAAGUUAUGAUGACCUCUCUAUUGCAAUGGUGCUAUGCAAGCUACAGUGAGUGCUACUCCUAGUGGUCAUCAUGGCCGAACUUAACUGAUGAGAGUAUACCUAGAAUAUUGGGCUUCAGUUGCUUGGUUGCUGGACAUUAGUGGCGUUGAUGAUGCUCAUUCUAACUAGCGGGAGAGGGGAGGGAGCGUUGGAGGAACCGGAUGAAGACGAGUUUCAUCGUGAUGAUGCUCAUCGUGAUGACCGCAGCUCUCUUCUAUGUGA